This is a messenger RNA of Camellia sinensis, 1362 nucleotides long. RefSeq names its product catalytic/ hydrolase. Gene Ontology annotation, molecular function: carboxy-lyase activity; hydrolase activity. Lineage: Eukaryota; Viridiplantae; Streptophyta; Magnoliopsida; Ericales; Theaceae. The record is from RefSeq and is a predicted model, not a curated record.
UAUUUGUAAAGUUUCAGUGAUUUCUACAUAUCAGGCUAUCGAGAUCGAGAGAGAGAGAGAGCCGCUAUGCAGGUAGUGUGUGAUAUAUAAAGAAUCAAUCGAGUUGUGAAAUGGCAGUGAGACUGAGCUCAGUGAAGCCUCUGAUUACAGAUUCGCUGCCUUCUUGGCCUCGCAAUUCGAGGCAGCUUUUUGCUUCCAUUUCAAAGAAUAGUCGAGUUGGAGUCUCAGCAACUCAAAUGGCGACUAGUACAAAAGUCAUUGAUUCACAUUUGCAUGUUUGGGCAUCUCCUGAGGAGGCUGCAGAUAAAUUCCCUUACUUUGCUGGACAAGAACCCACUUUACCAGGUCAUGUUGAUUUCUUGCUUGAGUGCAUGGCAGAAGCAGGAGUAGAUGGUGCACUCAUUGUCCAGCCCAUUAAUCAUAAGUUUGACCACUCCUAUGUGACAAGUGUCUUGAAAAAGUAUCCAACCAAGUUUGUUGGUUGCUGCCUCGCAAAUCCAGCAGAAGAUGGGAGUGGGCUUAAGCAGCUUGAACAUCUUAUUUUGAAGGAUGGUUAUCGUGCUGUUCGCCUCAAUCCAUAUUUGUGGCCUUCUGGUCAACAGAUGACAAAUGAAAUCGGAAAGGCAAUGUUCUCUAAAGCCGGAGAGCUUGGAGUACCGGUGGGUUUCAUGUGUAUGAAGGGUCUUAAUCUUCAUCUAUCAGAAAUUGAGAAAUUGUGCACAGAAUUUCCCUCGACUGCUGUAAUGCUUGAUCAUGUGGCUUUCUGCAAACCACCAACAAAUGACGAGGAAAGCCUUGCUUUCUCAGAGCUUUUAAAGCUAUCUAGAUUUCCACAGGUUCAUGUAAAAUUUAGUGCCCUAUUCCGGGUGUCAAGAAAGCCAUUUCCAUAUGAGGAUUUGUCUGAAGUUCUUUCCCAAGUAGUCUCUAGCUUUGGUGCCAACCGUGUCAUGUGGGGCAGUGACUUCCCAUUUAUUGUUGCGGAGUGUGGGUAUAAAGACACCAAAGAAGCAGUAUCUGCCAUUGCCAAGCGAGUGCCUCUAUCAUUGUCUGAAUUGGAAUGGAUCAUGGGUAGAACAGUUAUGCAACUCUUUCGCGGACACUGGCUCUCUUAAGCAAUUCGACAUCUCUUCGCUUGCAACAUGCUGUGUUAAAAAUCAUGUACUGAAGAUAGCUAGAUAUGUGGAAUGUUAUUGUGAGGCUGAUUAUAUAGUUGGACACAGCUUAUGACUUUGAAUCUGACUAGAGUAAUUAGUUUGCUCAACAAUUAGCUUUGGUAAUGAGCUGGAAAUUGGAAGUUAGAUUGUUGCCAUAGUUUCGGUAAUGAAUGCAAAAUUCAACUAAAAGUUGUGUACCUUGUGAUCA